CACAGCAACCUCUGAAGGGCAGGUUCCCUCUGUGUACUUGUUUCCUCAGGCAAAAUUAAAAGAGGUUGGGGAUCUAAAGAAACUUUUCAGGGCCCUGAGGAUCAAAUGAAAUAAUUUAUAAAAAAGCAACGAGGUGUACUCCUUUCCUCCUGAGUAAAAACAAUGUGAGGAACAUUUGCUGCGUUUGUACUUUUGCACCUAGCACUUUUCAUAUAUUCCAUUUAAGAGUCACAAAAUCACAACUCUGUGGGGUAGGCAUUCCCAUUUCGGAUGAUGAAACUGAAAGGGAGUGAUUUGCAUACGUCACAUAGAGAGUCAAUGUUAGAGGCAGGAUUAGAACCCUGAUCAAUCUUUAGGGCUGGGCUCUUUCUACUUCCCCACAGUGCUUCCUUGAGAACAGAGGGCCAGUUUGCCUGUCAGCCUGGGCUCUAACCUCAUUCCCUCCUUCCCCUUGAGCCUUUGCACAGACUGUUUUCUCAGCUGGAGACUUCCUCCCUCCAUUCCCUUCCUGUCACCUGGCUAAUUCUACCUAUCCUCCUCAGUCUGAAGGUCCCCUCCUCAAGGAUGCCUUGCCUGACUCCCCACAACUGGGAUUUAGUGCCCCUUCUAAGAGCUCCCUUAAUACUCUGUACUUCCCACGGGCCACCAAGCUGUGAGCUCACUGAAGAGAGGGACCAGGAAUACCUACCUACCUUGCUCACUGCCUGGCACAAAACAUACUUGUUUAAUACAUUCACUGGACCUUGAACAGGUAUUGAGUGCCUGUGCUGUUUGGGGAUGGGUGGGUAUUAAACGGAACAAAAUGUCAGGAUUUGCUCAAUGGGGAGCACCUACAGGAGAUGAGCAGGAAACAGAACAGGGUGAGGAGGAGGUAGAGUUAUACCCACACACACACUGGGUCUCUGUGAGGUAGCCUAAAUCCCUUGACCAAAAGCUACAGCUCCUAUCAGGAGAUACUUUGUGCAGGUUCCAGAAGCUUCCCAGCCUUGAAGACCUUUUAGAGGUAAAGGCUCCCUGGAGUUGGUAGCCACGUGGCACGUCUCUAUCCCUUGUGUGAGUCCCUAAACACUGUUUAUGCUUUUGCAAAUCAUUUCUUUAUUAGAAUCUCCUCAAAUUACCAAAAUUGAGAGCGUGCCAUCUGUUUCCUGACGAUACUAAUCGGAAACAGCUUAACAAAUUUGAAGAACAGGAAGGGUAAUACGGCUGAAGCGGGUAAGCGAGAAAGUGCUACAGCUAAGGCAGGCCCAAGCCCCUCAGUUAGGCAGGGACUAGAUCCUUGCAGCCAUUAGGAAUCUGGGUGGAUGGGUGAAUGGAAGGACGAGCAGGUGAAUGAAUGAAAGCGCAAUACUUACAUUCAUGCAGCCUGUGAUGAGGGGCCUCCUGCCUUCUAUCAGGCCCCAGCCAGGAUUUCCCAACGCUGUUUGUGUUCUCUACCCAGCAGGAUGCUGGAGGGAAAGGAGGCGCCGUGCACGGGGUCCUGCCACGCGCAGCGCGUCCUGCAGACCCUCAACGCGUACCGGCGGAGCGGUACCCUCACCGACGUGGUACUGCGCGCCGGCGGCCGCGACUUCCCAUGCCACCGAGCCGCUCUCAGCGCGGGCAGCACGUACUUCCGCAGCCUGUUCGCGGCCGGGCGGCCGGAGCGCGGCCUGGCCUUGGUGCCGGUGGUGCCUGAGACACUGAGCGCGGGACCGGAAGGGACUGCAGCAGCGCUGUCUGUGGUGCUAGACUACGUGUACGGCGCGGGAGUGCGGCUGUGCGCGGAGGACGAGGCCGCCGCCGUGCUGGCGCUGGCCGGGCGGCUGGGCGUGGAGGGCCUGCGCGAGGCCUGCGCACGCUUCCUGGAGAGCCGCCUGCGAGCCGCCAACAGCCUGGCGCUACGCCGCGUGGCCACUGCCUUCUCGCUAGCCUCGCUGGCGGAGCGCUGUGGCCGCGUACUGCGCCAGGCCUUCACCGAGGUGGCGCGCCACGCAGACUUCCUGGAGCUGGCGCCGGACGAGGUGGCAGCGCUUCUGGCCGACCAGGCGCUGGGCGUAGCGCGCGAGGAAGCCGUGUUUGAGGCGGCCAUGCGCUGGGUGCGUCACGACGCGCCGGCCAGACGCGGGCAGCUGCGGCGCCUGCUGGAGCACGUGCGCCUGCCACUGCUGGCGCCCGACUACUUCCUGGAGAAGGUAGAGGCUGACGAGCUGCUGCGGGCCUGUGGCGAGUGCCGUCCGCUGCUACUGGAGGCGCGUGCCUGCUUCAUCCUGGGCCGAGAGGCCGGCGCGCUGCGAGCCCGACCGCGGAGAUUCAUGGAUCUCGCUGAAGUGAUCGUUGUCGUUGGUGGUUGUGACCGCAAGGGGCUCCUGAAGCUGCCCUUCGCAGAUGCCUACCACCCGGAAAGCCGGCGCUGGACCCCACUACCCAGCCUGCCUGAUUACAGGCGUUCAGAGUUUGCCACCUGUGCUCUCCGCAAUGACAUCUACGUCUCUGGAGGCCACAUCAACAGCCGUGAUGUAUGGAUGUUUAGCUCCCAUCUACACACCUGGAUCAAGGUGGCCUCACUGCACAAGGGCAGGUGGAGGCACAAGAUGGCCGUCAUGCAUGGACAGCUUUUUGCCGUGGGCGGCUUCGAUGGCCUGCAGCGCCUGUGCAGCGUGGAGCGCUACGACCCCUUCUCCAACACCUGGGCGCCUGCAGUGUCUCUCCUGGAGGCUGUGAGCUCUGCUGCUGUGGCGUCCUGUGCCGGCCAGCUCUAUGUGAUCGGGGGUGCCGGGCAGGCUGGCAUCAGCACAGACAAGGUACAGUGCUUUGACCCCAAGGAGGACCGGUGGAGCCUGCGGUCACCAGCGCCCUUCUCACAACGAUGUCUCGAGGCUGUCUCCCUUGAAGAUACCAUCUAUGUAGUAGGGGGCCUCAUGAGCAAAAUCUUCACCUACAACCCUGGUACAGACGUUUGGAGGGAGGCAGCUGUGCUCCCCAGCCCUGUGGAGAGCUGUGGCGUGACUGUGUGUGACGGGAAGGUCCACAUCCUUGGUGGGCGGGAUGAUCACGGGGAAAGCACCAAUAAGGUCUUCACCUUUGACCCUAGCAGUGGGCAGGUGGAGGCCCAGCCGUCCCUGCAGCGCUACACCAGCUCCCAUGGCUGCGUCACCAUUGUCCAGAGCCUGGGCAGGUGACUCAGACUUGGACAGCCUAAGUUGGGAGGCAGAGAAAAGAGGGAGAACUCAGGCUCACUACUCUGCUUCUCGCAUGGCACCUCCAUGGAAAUAGCCCCUUGUCGCUCGCCCCCUUUUUUGUAGAAAUAAAACCUCAUUCAAAGGUUUAGUCUGUGUUCCAGCUCAAGCCUGCUUUUCCUGGAGAAGUAUCAACUCCCUGCUUUGACUCUGUAAAGCACCUUCAUACGUUACCUCAUUUAUUUUCAUAAUAGAAGUGUGGACUUUUUUUUAAAUUAUGAAAUAUUCCAUGCAUAAAAGAAUAUAUAUUUUUUGUACAGUUUAAGAAUAAAAUGUGUUCUUAACACAUAGCUUAAGAAAUAGAACAUUACAAAUGUCUUUUUAAGCUCCAGUGUCUAUUCUCAAACCCAUGCCCUUCCCACACUCCUCCCAGAGGUAAUCACUAUCCUCACUUUGAGAUUAUCAACACUUUUAGCCAGAAAAUUAUUAGUAUCUGUAUUUUACAGAGAAGGCUUUGCUUUGAAAAGGUAAGGAGAAUCACCCAGGGCAACAUAUUUAGUAAGUGGCAGAGUCUUUGAUUCUUAAAAUUUCAUGAAUCCUCAGGAUCAAUGAGGCACUUGUGGUCAAGAUGGUUCUCUCUUUCUAAACCAACCCACUCCAAUUCAAACACCUAAGCAAUGACAGACAAAUUCAAAGCCAGACAACUGAAAAGACAGAGGUAUGGGCUCAUAGGUAAGCAAACAUGACUAAGGACCAAAAACAACAGAAUUGCAAAACCAAGAGGAAAGCACAAGUUUGAGCUCUGGGGUUCAGGCUCUGUGGGAUAAAGGCCUUUAAAAACAAGAUUCUAAUCCAGGCUCAUUGCUAGAAGCCAAGGCCAAGGCCACUCAGGAAAGAAGCUGAAACAAAACAGAACCUGAAUAGCCUUGGGGUCCGAGGCUUACAGCAGAGUGGUAGGCACCAGAGCCAUUGCCAGCCAGGCUCUGCAUCUGGACCUGUGAGACCCCCAAUGUCCAUAGAAGGGCACAAGUCUCUGAUGCCAUUAUAAGCACCUUGGUUGGCCUGUGGCUCUAGGGAUAGCAACAUAAAACUGCCAGAUAAGGAGGGGUGAGGUCAGAGGAUAAAGGGAACAAAAGAUGCCAUAAACAGAUUCUGUGAGGUGGAGGCCCAGCAGUUCGGGUUCUGUGCCUGUAUUUUUAAGGCCCGGACCCGAUGGAAGAGCUGGCCAGACUCCAUCUGGGGCUUCCUCUCAUUUGCACUCAGAUUGCCUUUUGUAGAGCUAUCAUCUGCUCCUUGCAACUCCCCCAGCACAGAGCCAGCCCCCCGCCCCUCCCAUCUUCCAAAGCCCCAGGGCUGUUCUGCAAGAUCUUGCCAGCUGGGGUUGACCCUUCAUAGCCCAGCACAAAGGCCCAGGUCCCAGCUGAGCUCCUACUCUCUGAUUAUCCCAGAUUAAGGAGCCUGUGACCAUCUGGACACAGCUGAUAAUGGCAGAGGGAAGAGGGGAAUGCAGUGGAAGCCUAGCCCCUCAGAACCUGCCUGCUCCCACCCCAUGGUUAACACCCACUACAAAUCAAAGGUGGUGCUAUAUGGCUUGCCUA
Messenger RNA from Pteropus alecto (black flying fox), 4753 nucleotides. It is a transcript of the gene KLHL35, whose product is annotated as kelch like family member 35. The transcript has 6 exons. The record is from RefSeq and is a predicted model, not a curated record. Lineage: Eukaryota; Metazoa; Chordata; Mammalia; Chiroptera; Pteropodidae. The coding region runs from base 1443 to 3158 and encodes 571 amino acids. Gene Ontology annotation, molecular function: protein binding.